This is a messenger RNA of Haliotis rubra (blacklip abalone), 3540 nucleotides long. RefSeq names its product UDP-glucuronosyltransferase 1A1-like. Bases 266 to 1804 code for a protein of 512 amino acids. The transcript has 2 exons. The record is from RefSeq and is a predicted model, not a curated record. Lineage: Eukaryota; Metazoa; Mollusca; Gastropoda; Lepetellida; Haliotidae. Gene Ontology annotation, molecular function: UDP-glycosyltransferase activity.
UCGUCCGCCUUCAGGGAGUAGCGGUUGUUUGCAUUGAAACCUGUCCUACACCUACAAUCAUGCAAUACCUAGGGUAGGUUGCAGGCUUGCAGUGGGUAUUUACCCGUAGACAGGUACAGGCAUCAGCUGAACCAAGGGUGGUGGUGGGGAUUGACAAACGAAUAUUGCGAAAGUCACAAAACACAUUCUUUGUUUUCCAAUAGGUUGUAUCUGCGCUGGGUUCACAGAGACCUCGUAUCCGUGAUAAAGGAGUUUCAAUUGAAAGAUGUCACUCUCUACGUUCCUCCUUCUGACCACAUUUGUCAGUUGUUGCCAUGGGGCCAAGAUUCUUCUUAUGCCAACUCCAACAACAAGCCACUGCCUGGAAAUUAUGUCCAUUGGGCAAGCUCUUCUGAAACGAGGCCAUGACGUUACCCUGUUUGCUGUCCUCUCUGAUCCCAAAUCCUGUAUCGGUAGGUUUGAUACGGAGGCUUUCAAGGAGCAGUUCACUCUUAUUGUUCCUGAUCUGGAUCCAUCGAUGCAGAAGGCACAUGAUGAUAUUAUGGCAACUGCAGGCAAAAUCAUCUUUAAUCGAGAUUAUAAGUGGAAAAUGUUUUUGAACAUUAUGAAGCCUAUGAUCCAUAAUCACUGCAGUGCUGCAAUGAAAGAUAGGGUUGUUUUAGAAAGGUUGAAAAAGGACAAAUAUGACAUUGCUUUGGUGGCUCGAAUGCCUGGUUCUGAAUGUCUGUUUGCAAUCGCCGCCUAUCUUGGGGUUCCAACAGUUGCUGUGUACUCCUACCUUGACCCCAGAGACACUGGUAUGCCUCUACAAAGUAACACAAUUCCUCACAUUACGUCUAGUUUCACCAAUGAUAUGACAUUCCCUGAAAGAUUCCUCAACACAUUAUCCUCCUUCGUCACUCCUCUUGUGUUUAAAGUGUUUAUACAAUCUAUAGACUACUCUGUCUUGGAUAAAAAACUGGAAGGUGUCGACGGAAGUGAUCUGGUGAAAAGGUCUUUGCUUUUUAUAGAAAACUCCGACUAUAUAAUUGACUACCCGAAAGCUGUGUUUCCGAAUUUUGUUCAGUGUGGUGGUCUGACAGCAAGCCCAGCCAAUCCACUUUCAGCUGAGAUGAAGAGGUACAUGGAUGCGGCAACAGACGGUGUUGUACUUGUGACCUUUGGAAGCCUGAUAAAAGGGUUUCCGUCGUCAUUGAUUGAAAAGCUGAUGUCUGCCUUUGGUCGACUAAAGUACCAAGUUCUGUUCAAGCAGGAUAAAGAGGAAAUCCGCGGCAACAUCAAAAGCAUGAAGUGGAUACAACAAAAUGAUAUCCUAGGUCACCCCAACACGAAAGUGUUUAUUUCUCAUUGUGGAAAGAAUGGAUUUUGGGAGGCAGUGUAUCACGGAGUUCCUAUCAUUUGUAUGCCAAUCCACGCAGAAACAUUCACCACAGCCAUAAAAGUAAAGAAAUACAACAUCGGAUCUAGAAUCGAAAUUUUUGAUGACAGUGUUGAUGAUCUGUUUGAAAAGAUAAGGCAGGUACUUGAGAGCACAGUUAUCCGCCAGAACAUGAAGAGGAUGUCAAGCCUCCUACGUGACAGACCAGAAAAGCCUGCUGAUCGUGCAGCAUCUGCUGUAGAACAUGUUCUCAAAUACGGAGGAGACCACAUGCGGCCUCCCUCUGUUAGCUUUGUUAGUUAUAUCUAUGCUGAUGUAUGGGUUACUAUUGCUGUUAUUGUCGGUGUUAUUACUACUGCUGUUGUAUGGAUCUGUCGGAAGUGUUGUUGCAAGGGACAGACUGACAGGAAGCGCAAAACUGAGUGAAUGAAAAACCGAGUGUUGUAUAUGGGUGGAUAUUCCUACUUAUGUGAAGUUGAGAUCAUUUGAUGGCUGGCUGAAUCAUAACUGUGAACCUGAAAAUGAUCAUGAUUAGUAGACUUCUAUGAUAAGUUGAUAUGAUAUAUCGUAUACAACAGGAUAGUUUAGAAUGUGACCCUCCUGAGAAAACAAACUGCUGUUGACAAAUUUCACCAUUGCGUAUGUCUUUUCUGACUUAUUUGAAUUACAUUGUAUUACCUUAAGUAUUGACAGUAGUUUUAUAAGAAAAUGGUUGUGCUUUAUGUAAAGUUACGUCGCACGCUACCGACAUCUAUCCGCAAAUCCGAUGGUGUUGUGUCAUUUCACGUAAAAUAUGACGCUGAUGUUCUGUAAUAGAAAUUAGGCUAUUGAUGGAAGUGCAGUUAUGAUACUUUCGAUUGCUUUGAUAUUGUUUUGUUAUUCUGACAUCAAGAUGGUUAUUUAAGCUCAAUUUCGACUUUCCCAUAUGUGUUUUCGGGUUAGGUUGUAGCUUUGGUUUCUACAGGAUUGGGUGGUCAGGCUGAGUGGAUUUCAAAUGUCAUCAUACUCUAAUGGGACAGGGCGAUGCUCCUUGUAUUGAUCACCUGUUUGUCUUGUCCAUUACCAGAUUUGACUCGGUUAUCUACAGUCCGCCGUUAUAAAAGUUUGAGUGUGACUUAGCAUAGCGUUGAACAUUAAGCAUCCAGAAGGCUUCAAAAAAUGUUGUAGGGCAGUGGGAAAUCUCCAAGAUAUUUAAUGUUGCAACCCACUUUACAGGCUAUAACAUGUCAUAAGUCAAUAAAUGUGCCCAUCUUAUGCGGAAUCUUUAUCUAUUCUAGCAGUGUUGUAUACAUUUCAUCUUUUUAUUUUAAAUCGCCGCAUUUGUGAGCUCCUUAUCUCCACCCUCAAUGUGGGGUGAAAAACAGUGUACAUUGCUAACCGGUGCGUGUUCCGAUAGGAUCCAACUGUGUGAAAUUGUGUAUGUCAGUGAUUUUCUCAGUAUAAUUUGCCAGUUACACAGCCCUUAACACAUGUACAGUCACGCUAAUCUUCAGUUUACAGUUGUCAGCAGCUUUAAAAACGUUUGCGUUCAGUAUAAGAAUUUUAUUUAUAUAUUUUGGAAUUACGUUACUAUCAAACCGUUAUUUCCUGUAUUGUCUCCGUUUUGUCAGACUUCGCAGGAGUUUGUUAAAUGUAGAUCACUGUGAAGAAAGUGCAUGGGUGAAAUCAACACUGAAACACCAAAGUAGUCAGUCAUAAUAAUCUGGAUUUACUUUUAUGUACUUAAGUGCUGCGAUAUUCGCCUUGAUCCAUAAUGCUGUUUAAGACAUUGUUAGGGACGUCGAUUUGUUUAACUACUGACUCAGGCUCGGUUAAAUUAGUAUUAUGUCUGCGUCAAGUGCAAAGCGAAUGCAGGAUAAACUGCUCCCCGAGAACAUAUAUUAUUCUCUCUAGGAGGACAAAGUAUUUGCAUGUAUUAUGAACUUAAAUACUUUAAGUCUCAAAGUUUUGAUGCUGCUCUUUUUCGUAUAGAUUUUGUAAAUGGUCACCACUCAAUCGUCUUUUUGGUUGGUCUCUUGUUGUAUAGAAUUGAUUGGACGUGAGUCAUUCCGAUCGUAAUCGGGUUAUCAGUGAUUUAAUCUUUGCGUGUGUUGCAAUAAAAUGGGUAGCUUCGACUACGUGUACAAUGUUCUCGCUUUAAACAUUAAAAAAUAUAAGUGCUA